UUCAUAUAUUAUACUUGUUUUAUGGUCUAUGGUUCUUUUUCUUGACCUUGACAUUAGGUUGUUGGGUUGAAGUGUUCAAUAUGAAGAUCGGUUUAUGUGCUUAUAGUGGUUAUAAAAUUUAUCCAGGCCAUGGAAAGACAAUGGUAAAAGUCGACGGAAAGUGUUUCACAUUCCUCAAUUCUAAAUGUGAACAUGCUCAUCUUAUGAAAAGGAAUCCUCGAAAAGUUACAUGGACGGUGCUUUAUAGGAGAAAACAUAAAAAGGGACAGGAGGAAGAAGCUACCAAAAAACGAACACGAAGAACACAAAAAUUUCAAAGGGCUAUUGUUGGGGCUUCUUUAAAUGACAUUUUGGCUAAAAGAAAUCAAAGACCUGAAGUGAGAAAAGCACAAAGAGAACAAGCUAUACGUGCUGCAAAAGAACAGAAGAAGAGCACCAAAUCAGCCAAAAAAGCUACAGCUCCAGCUAAGGCCAAGCCAGCACCAAAACAGAAAAUUAGCAAAAAUGUUCCAAAGGCGGCACCAAGAGUAGGAGGAAAGCGUUAAAUAUGUUAUGUUCAGUUUUUCAAAUAAAACAAUGAUAUGAA
Molecule: messenger RNA, 586 nt
Organism: Anoplophora glabripennis (Asian longhorned beetle)
Lineage: Eukaryota; Metazoa; Arthropoda; Insecta; Coleoptera; Cerambycidae
Gene: RpL24
Product: 60S ribosomal protein L24
Exons: 4
Coding region: 81-545 (154 amino acids)
Biological process (GO): cytoplasmic translation
Cellular component (GO): cytosolic large ribosomal subunit
Molecular function (GO): structural constituent of ribosome; mRNA binding
Source: RefSeq, a predicted model, not a curated record